AUGGCCUGCCUCCCCCAAGAUGGGGGCCUAGACAGGCAAUACAAAAUGCUGUUCACCAUCGGCCAGGGUGGAUUUGGUUAUGUACAACUGGCCUUCCAUCGCCUCACAGGCAUGCCCGUCGCAAUUAAAGUUGUAGAAAAUCUGAAGAAACACCUGCACCUCGUUCUAUCAGAGAUAGCAGUACUGGAAACCGUGCAACACCCACACAUCAUUCGCCUCUUCCAGGUUUUAACGACCACAAAAUACUGCUAUAUAAUUACUGAGUAUGCAUCGGAAGGCAAUCUGUACGAACUGGUGAAGGAAGAAGGCAGGCUGCAGGAGGAACAGGCACAGGUGAUAUUUGGGCAGCUCGUGUCAGCCAUAAGGUGCUGCCACGACCAUGACAUUGUCCACCGAGACCUGAAGCCCCCAAACAUCCUGCUAGAUGCACAUGGCAAUGUGAAGCUGGGAGACUUUGGCCUUGCUACCAGGUGCAGAGCUGGCACCAAGCUGCAUGGGCGCUGUGGGACCAAAAGCUACAACGCCCCAGAAAUGGUUCUGAGGGAAGGCUACGACGGGAAGAAGGCAGACGUGUGGAGUGUGGGUGUGUUGCUGUACUUUAUGACAACUGGGCACCACCCCUUCAAAGGAAGCACCCUGGAAGAGACCAAGAAAAACAUCGCUAUUGGCAUGUAUGACAUCCCAGCUCACAUCUCUGGGCAAUUGGAAAAUCUCAUUCAUCAAAUCUUAACAGUUAUCCCAGAGAGGAGACCCUCCAUUGAAGAUAUUCAGCACCAUCCAUGGGUCAAGAACCCUGAAGAAAACAUCUCUAGUGACCCCUACCCAAAUCCUAAAAUUGUUGACAAGCUGUUUGGCCAUGGGUUUGCUGCCAAUGAGAUCUUUGACUCACUGCAGAAGCGGAAAUACGAUGAGAUAAUGGGGACAUACCUGUUACUACAAGAGCAGGAACACCAGGGGCUUGACUCCACCUCCUCAGUCACUACGGUAGACCAUUGCCCUGCACCUCCACCAUCUCCAAUCCCUCCUUUAACAUCGGGCCGUUACCUAAAAAGAAGAGCCAGUGAGCCCACCUUUGGCCUUCUCCACACCCGGCCUUCACAACAGGACAAGCCUGAUGUCCUGACACUAUCAGGGCAGAAGAUAAACCAGAGUGUCUCCAUGCCUCUAUGGUGUCCCCAGAAGAUAAACCAGAGUGUCUCCACGCCUCUGUGGUGUCCCCAGAAGAAGAGCCCCACUUCGAGCCAUGCCCCACCGACCAAGGCUGCAUCUGCCCCAUGUGUCUACCACAGCAGGGUAGAAGAAGAAAUGCCCCUGCUACCUGGACCUGACUCUAACAUGGAAAAAUCAUGCCUCCCUCAGAAUAUCGGGUGCCUCUGUGGACUGUGCAGGAGAAUCAGAGUUUGCCUGUCAAGACUGUGUUGCUUCCCGAGGGCUUCAAAUCCACAAACCGGGCGUGUGUUCAACAACAAAGUGGCUCCUCUGAAAGAGUCACCCAGUGAGGAAUAG
Messenger RNA from Chionomys nivalis (European snow vole), 1506 nucleotides. Its product is annotated as putative sperm motility kinase W. Lineage: Eukaryota; Metazoa; Chordata; Mammalia; Rodentia; Cricetidae. Gene Ontology annotation, molecular function: ATP binding; protein serine/threonine kinase activity. Gene Ontology annotation, cellular component: cytoplasm. Gene Ontology annotation, biological process: protein phosphorylation; intracellular signal transduction. The coding region runs from base 1 to 1506 and encodes 501 amino acids. The record is from RefSeq and is a predicted model, not a curated record. The transcript has a single exon.